Molecule: messenger RNA, 584 nt
Organism: Pelobates cultripes (western spadefoot toad)
Lineage: Eukaryota; Metazoa; Chordata; Amphibia; Anura; Pelobatidae
Source: the annotation of a GenBank genome assembly
AUGGACCCCUAUGGAGCUUGGGAGGAGUGGAGACUGAGGGGUAGGGUUCUCCCAAGGCCUACCUUCCAAGAUGGCGGCAGUGUGGAGACCGACACCAAUGGCCCCUGCCUCAUGCAGCCCCAGAGGGGAGAAGUUGCACUGCUCACUAAACCGCACAACCGCAAAGCCAGUCCAGCGGUGAGCCUGCUGUUAACCCCGGAUGGGGAGAGCUCAGCAAGGUAAAGCCACAAGCCUAAAAAGUAUAAGCAGCAUAGACAGCCACCAAGCUUACAGAAAUGCCUCACAACCACGAAGGGGACGCACUACUAUUAAGCAAAGGGAACCCUGUAAUAUCUGUGAAGAACUGAGGGCUUACAUUACUCCAGCAACUCAGACUUUAAGUCUCCAGCGACAACCUUCAGGCACUCUAUGUCACCACAGAGGCACACAACAAGAGACAUACAGCGUUUGGGAUACCACUUACAGCCCCAGAUCCAGACAUCUCUAACAUCCACGGCAGCCAUCGUUGGACUUUGUUACCACCUCCCCAACAUGGUCUUACACAGACAUAUGUAUCUGUACAGCAGAUGGCUCGACUCCAGUGA